GACGCGAGAUUUCUCUUCGAGGUCGCAGCUUAGGGAAUGCCGGGAAGGACGACCACGGUGAUGCGUGUAGAAGAGCAAUUCGUAAGCACAGGAUACACUGUGACAGUACUUCUCCGAGCGUACAUAGACGAGGACUUGACGGCGAUUGUAUGCAGACAACGAGCUAGGGAUUUGAUCCACGAACGUAGAGCUGAUGUACUGGCAAGAGUGACCUUCCAAACCUCGAUAUCCUAUGAUGUGAUGAUAUGGUCUCAUGGUUAUAUGCGCGCGGAGCACUACCACGAUGAGACGGUAGCGGAGGCUAGAGCGAGGGUGCGAGGAGGAGAUCGGGACUGGGAACGACAAGAUGGGUCGCGCGGACGGUUUGAGCGUGGGGAAGAUGCGAGAGAGCAGCGCGACGAAUCGCCGGGGUGGUACGACCGAGGGGACCGACGCGAUGAGUCACGAGGACGAUAUGACUCGGGGGACCGCCGGAAUGAUUCGCGAGGGCGGUAUGAGCAAGGAGGGUUUGGAGGAGACCGGCGCAACGAUCCGCGCGGUCGGAAUGAGAGAGGGGGAUAUGGCGUCUCAUCAGAACCAUAUCCCAAGUCGCCUGACCCCAAGGCGGACAGGAGUUCGAUCUCUAGAGGCGCAGACGACAGGGCAUCUACUCCGAGGAACUCAUGCGUCUACUGUAGAGGGGAAGAUCAUAUCAAGAGGGAUUGCCCGGACCUUAAACGGACAAUAGAAGAGGGACUUGUCGUGCUUGACGACCGCAAGUACGUAAAGUGGGCAGAUGAUCUCGGAGAUGUAUCGAUGUUCCCUUCGAUGAAGGAGAAUGUCGAAGCAAGGAGAAUAAAGACGAGUAAAGGAAUGGAGCCGGUCAGGAGCCAGAGCAUCAAGAUAACCUUUGAGGGGGACAUGGCGACSACACCMAUAAGGGUGGCAGCCACCAAGUCGGCGAGAGGGUCUACAUCGAAGAAAACUGACACGGAUUACGUGAUGGCGGAGAAGGACGGGCAGCGGGUCGAUGGAGAGGAGGUUAUCCUUUCGCCGCGAAAGCGGGGAGGUAAUAAGUUCUUAAUGAAGAGCUCGCUGGACGAGAUUGACACGGUCGAGCUAUUGAGGCGGGCCCUUCGGCAACCCAUGCAGUGCUCUAUUCUGGAGUACCUGGCAGCAUCGAAGGCGGCUCGUGAUGAGUUACAGAUGAUCACGCGGAAGACUCGCAUACCACUAUCGGAGGAGGGUCACGCCCCUAAGGCGGAAGCUUCUACAGUGACAGUAACGGGGGUGACUGCCAGAGCGGAUCGGAUGGCGACGGUCCUUCUCGAUGGAAUGGAAGGUGUGCCUCCAGACAAGUUUUAUAUACUUGGUAGCGGGGCCGUGGAGACGAUUAUAAACGAGGAAGCGGUACUCGAUGUCGUGAUUGAUAACGGCAGUGAGGCUGUCAUCAUAGACGAGGACCUGGCGGUACAAGUUGGACUGAGCCUCGAUAGGUCAUACCUAUUCGAGAUAGAGACGGCUGAUGGGAGAAAGCAACAGAUCACUGGGGUUUGUCACAAGGUCCCGGCUGUGGCCCGGCGUGACUUGGAGGGAUGUUUGAAUUCGGGUGCUAGGACCAAGUUAGGGCCUCAUAUUCGGAUGGAAGAGGUACUUGAGUGGAAGGAGGCGGUGGAGGGGUUGGUCUGUGUCCCAAUUGACCACAACCCGGGCGAUACCCUGGUCUGCUGUCCGGUAAUGUAUGAGAUAGGGUUGAAGAAGCUGUUCUUAGCUAACGAUGGUUUCGAGGUGAUGGAGGAUAAUGAAACCUCAAUUAUUGGAAGAACGGAGGAUGCUUACGAGGAGAAGGGACUGACCGCGCUUGCCAAGUGGGAUGUUAAAGACAGGAGGUUGGUCCAUGGUAUUAGGCUUAUUGAUGAUGUGACGAUCUUCUUGAAAUUUAAGAAGGGUGACUUGAUUGUCCCCGCUCAGAAUGUUCCUCUUGUGACGAUGCCUGCUGUCGGAAAUAAUGUCGUGGGCCACGGCGGAUAUGGUUAUGGCUAUGGACGGGGACUACGUCCCCGCGUGGAGACUUUGGAGGCUACUGUCGCUUCCUUGAAGGCCGAGAAGGAUGCUGAAGCGGCACGAGAACAAGCAAAGAAGCAGGAAGAGGAACGGUUGAAGAAAGAACAAGAAGAAGAGAAGCUGGGGUUACAGGAAAAGAAAGAACGUGAGGAGUUUUACUCGCAAAUUCACAGUCAAAUUGGAAGGCUAAAGCUGAAAGAGCGAGUCGAACACCAAGAACAUGAGAUUGAGCUUCUGAAGGAGUGGAGAUUACGAGAACUUAACAGUCGUCGAUUGGUUGAGCAGGAAGUGGAUCGCCUGAGAGAGAAGAUGGCGAGAAUGGAUGUGGAAAAAUGGACUCCAACGGCCUCUAAUUUGAAAGCACGUUUGGAUCGGGUGGCCGCUGGGACAAGCGAUAAAGGUAAGCGUCCGUUGACACCGGCUGCACAAGCGGUAGCUGCGAAUGAUCGGGAUGCCUUCUUGAUGGAAACGAAGAAGGUGCUUCGACCUAUGAAAAAGGAUGAGAUCACUGUGUUGUGCGCCAAAGAGGGCGUGACUUACACCACGCUGGAUAAGACUAAGGAGGAGAUUGCUAUUAAACGUGUUGAUGCUGCUAUCGAUAAGAUCCAGGUGGGUGCAGUAAAAACGGGCGGCGUGGUUAUACACGAUGUCACCGACGAUGCCGGUCCGGGGAAAAUCGUAGCUAAUGGGGGGAGAGAUGGAUUUGGUGGGGGAGCUAUAACAUCGAGCGGAAUAAUGAUUGCCACACUAGAGGAGGGAUGCAAGCAACUACAAACAAUGGUGGGGGUGCUUAUGCUGCGGCAGCGGGAAGGGGUGGAGAUCAAUGGGGGGGCGAUCUCGAUGGAUCAGUGGUUGGAAGACAUGACUCUGGAAAUGCUAAACAUCAUGUGGGAGCUGGAGGAGGGGCCGGAUCCCCGGCUCGAUCUCUACAUCGUAACAUCGACUGGAGGUGGGCGGAUGAUAGGAUGGGUGCUUGCAAAACCCUCUUUACACAGGGGCGCGAUCUAUACAAUCAGCUGGAGAAUUGACAGCGAGGUGGUGAGAUGGGUGAGAUGGGUGACAAGGGUGACAUGGAUGACGGGUUGGAGGGUAGUUUGGAGGGCGAAGAUGAUUGCGGCGACAACACCAACAAUACCAAUAACAUCAAUUACAGCAGCAUCAAGGAUAGUGACAAACUUGCGUGCGACAGUAAAAAUGGGUGCGACAACAACAACACCAACAAUGAUAACAGUGGCGAUAACACAAACAACAACAACAACGGGCGAAAACAUUAACAACAACAUUAACAACAACAAUAACAACAACAACAACAACACCAACGAUAAUACCAACAUUAAUGAUAACGACGACGGCAGUGACGACUAUGGAAACAACGGGGUUGACAGCGGUGUCUGUGCAGAUGCGAUCAUCUUCGACAUGAUGGGGGAGAUGCCGCAAGCGGACGUAGGGGAGAUUGGGGUUGGUACGGAAAAACGAUUUGCCAUCUCCCCCCUUCUCAACGAUAGUGACUACGACAACAACAACAACAACAACAAUAACAACGAGGAUGACGACGACGGCGACGACGACCAAGGGAGCAACGAGGUAGGAAGCAGCAUUUGUGCAUCUGAGAUUAUCAUCAGCGCGAUGAUAGUGAUGCUGCAAGCGGACGUGGUGGGAUAUGGGGUUGAUACAGAGAAGUGGUCUACUGCUUUCCCCCCUUCCAACCUCGAUACGAAAUUCCUCCUCGUGGUUUGGCAGAGGAUAGGAGUAGGACAGUUGGUGGUGAUUGAUGUUGCCCGAUCUGCAAUACCAAUCAUCAAUGAGGGGUUGAUCGUCCCGUUGGUUGGCUUUAGGGAUUAGUUAGCAAGAGGUCAAUCCUUCCCUGCGCAGGAAAGUAAUCAAUGCCCCAUGCCAGU
Molecule: messenger RNA, 3941 nt
Organism: Chara braunii
Lineage: Eukaryota; Viridiplantae; Streptophyta; Charophyceae; Charales; Characeae
Source: the annotation of a GenBank genome assembly